Messenger RNA from Sinocyclocheilus anshuiensis, 2232 nucleotides. It is a transcript of the gene septin7b, whose product is annotated as septin 7b. The record is from RefSeq and is a predicted model, not a curated record. NCBI's taxonomy places the organism in Eukaryota, Metazoa, Chordata, Actinopteri, Cypriniformes, Cyprinidae. Gene Ontology annotation, molecular function: GTP binding. The transcript has 15 exons. Gene Ontology annotation, cellular component: septin complex. Bases 119 to 1387 code for a protein of 422 amino acids.
UCAUGUGAAUGUUUCCUACGCCGCUGACGUAGCUGAGUUUUGCGGAAGUGGAAUCAAGGGGAAUGUAGGGCUGCCAAAGAACGGUCGGUUUCCAAAGCGGCACUUGAACGUUAAUAUUAUGGCACAACAGAAGAAUCUGGAGGGAUACGUGGGCUUUGCAAGCCUCCCCAACCAAGUGUACAGAAAGUCUGUGAAGCGGGGCUUUGAGUUCACCCUGAUGGUUGUGGGAGAGUCAGGGUUGGGAAAGUCCACGCUGAUAAACUCUCUGUUCCUGACUAAUCUGUACUCUGGAGAAUAUCCUGGACCUUCGCAUAGAAUCAAGAAAACAGUUCAGGUGGAGCAGUCCAAAGUGUUGAUGAAGGAGGGAGGCGUCCAGCUUCUGCUCACGAUAGUGGACACUCCAGGAUUUGGAGACGCUGUGGACAACAGCAACUGCUGGCAGCCAGUCAUUGAUCACAUCGACAGUAAGUUUGAGGAUUAUCUGAACUCCGAGUCACGUGUGAACAGACGACAGAUGCCGGACAGCAGAGUGCACUGCUGCCUGUAUUUCAUUGCACCCUCAGGACAUGGACUGAAACCUUUGGACAUUGAGUUUAUGAAACGGUUGCAUGAGAAGGUCAACAUCAUCCCACUGAUUGCCAAAGCAGAUACCCUGACACCCGAAGAGUGCCAACAGUUCAAGAAACAGAUUAUGCGAGAAAUCCUGGAGCACAAGAUCAAAAUCUAUGAGUUUCCAGAGACGGAUGAUGAGGAAGAAAAUAAGAUUGUGAAAACAAUCAAAGAUCAGUUGCCCCUGGCUGUGGUCGGAAGCAACACUAUCAUUGAGGUGAAUGACAAGAAGGUUAGAGGAAGGCAGUACCCAUGGGGAGUGGCAGAAGUUGAGAAUGGAGACCACUGUGAUUUCACACUCUUAAGGAAUAUGCUUAUCAGAACCCACAUGCAGGACCUCAAGGAUGUCACAAAUAACGUCCAUUAUGAGAACUACAGAAGCAGGAAGCUUGCGGCUGUUACCUGUAAUGGAAUCGACAACAACAAAACCAAAGGCCAGCUCACCAAAGUUGACACGGUUGAAGGCAUGAGUCCUCUCGCCCAGAUGGAGGAGGAGAGAAGGGAGCAUGUGACCAAAAUGAAGAAGAUGGAGAUGGAGAUGGAGCAGGUGUUUGAGAUGAAAGUCAAGGAGAAGAUCCAGAAACUGAAAGAUUCAGAGGCAGAGCUGCAGCGGCGUCAUGAGCAGAUGAAGAAGAACCUGGAGGCUCAGCAUAAGGAGCUGGAGGAGAGACGACGUCAGUUUGAGGACGAGAGAUCCACCUGGGAGACCCAGCAGCGUAUCCUGGAGCAGCAGAAAAUGACUUUGGAAAAGAAUAAGAAGAAAGGGAAGAUCUUUUAAAAUCAUUAACGAUGAGCAGGUUGUUCUCAUUCGCCAAUCCCCCCCGACCUGAUAUCUGUGUAGCCUUCAGACUCCGAGCUGUCCUCGCAGUCUGACGGUGGCGUUCAAGCUGUUCAUGGACUUCCGCUAAAGCGUUUACCUUUGUGAAACUCAGUCUUAGGCAAGCCAAACCCAUACUGAUCUAAACGAAAUAUAUACUGAAUUCACUUACCAGCUGAUGUCUACAGUCAUACUCCAAACAAAAUGGAAAAACUAAAAAACAUGAACCUCCAUAACAGAAGUGUGUUUUUUGAAAAAGAACAAAUGUGACUGUGCUCUAUUUUCCCUCGGUAAACCAAAGAAUCCCAUGCAACAGGCCAAAUUCUACAACUGUAAAUGCACGAAUGACAUCCGGGGAUGGGCAAACGCAUUAUUUGCUCUUUUGGCUUAUAAUUUAGUUUUUCUCUUAAAUGCAGAAGUGUUUCCAAAGUAUAAUGUCUGUCUAGUCAAUAUCCUUUGACCACCUCCUAUAACUUCAUUAAUGUUAUUUCAGUUAUUUUUAUAUAUAUAUAUAUAUAUAAAUACGUAUACGUACACCAAGACAGCUAACGUAAUAUUUUUUGUAUGUUUCUUAGAAUACUCAGCAGACGGGUGUCUUAAUUCAUGGACAGCAUCGUGCUCAUGAUAGAGUGGUUUCAACAUGUUUGUCUGUAAGCUCACCUCUGCUGUACAGUAUUUCAGCUGUUAGGACACGAGUCCAAAGCAUUUUUUUGUUUUGUUUCUUAUGUUAUGUUCUCUUGUUUCUGUAUUUUUAAUUUUAUUUUUUCAUUUGUAUUGUACAGUCUCUUAAUAAACUUGUGAUGAUA